Molecule: messenger RNA, 1369 nt
Organism: Bradysia coprophila
Lineage: Eukaryota; Metazoa; Arthropoda; Insecta; Diptera; Sciaridae
Biological process (GO): lipid metabolic process
Cellular component (GO): membrane
Molecular function (GO): heme binding; oxidoreductase activity, acting on paired donors, with oxidation of a pair of donors resulting in the reduction of molecular oxygen to two molecules of water
Source: RefSeq, a predicted model, not a curated record
UUGUGUGUUAAUUGCUUUACUGUAAAUUUGUCACAGAAUAAAGUCGAUUGAAAUUGUUUAGAAAUCGAAAAUUUCGAUAACUGCUGAUCGCAAUAUGGACAGGAAAGAGAUUCUAUUUGAUGGUUAUUUUUACGAUGUAACUGAUUUUGUUAAGAGGCAUCCAGGAGGAAGUAUCAUCGAAUAUUAUACUAAAUCCGGUGAAGAUUCAACCCAUGCCAUACAGCAAUUUCAUCAUCGAUCUACAGGACGAGUAAGAUCUAUCAUGAGCUCCAUGAAAAAGCGACCGGCUCCAGAUGGUGAAAUUCAAUUAGAUGUAGCAGUGCUAAAAAAGAACCGUGCUCUAUCGGAAGAUUUCACGAAACUGUACUUACAACUUGAAAAGGAAGGUUACUUCAAGCCAUCUUACGUUCACAACAUUUUACGAAUGGCAGAACUAUUUCUGAUGACGGCUGUUGGAUAUGUUUUACUUCAGUCUCAUCACAUGCCAGUUAGAUUCGUCGGAAUAUUUUUACUCGGACUCAUGCAAGGACGAAGUGGAUGGAUACAACAUGAAAGUGGCCAUCAUUCCUUUAGUGGAAAUCCAAAAUUUGACCGGUUCUUCCAUGCUAUCAUUUUUGGAAUUGGAUUAGGUCUAUCUUCGACUUGGUGGACUCGUGGCCACAACCGUCAUCAUGCCAUGCCGCAAAGAUUACACUACGAUGUCGACUUGGAAACAAUGCCUCUUUUAGCUUACAACUCAAAAGUAGUUAAAAAUCCGAAAGCUGGCAAAGGAUUCAUGGUUCAGAACCAGGUUUUGCUGUUUGCGUUGAUGGAUACAUGCAUCGGAACGUUAUUAUGGAAGCUAUAUUUACAUCCAAGAUUCGUUCUGAGACACAAAUACUAUCUGCAAAUGGGCUCAAUGAUGGCACAUUAUGUGCUUGCGUAUCAAAUUGGUUUCUGGCCCUGGUUAGCUUCGACUUGGGUUAUGUCAGUCUACUUAUUCGUUAACUUCGCGCUGAAUCACACCUUUUUACCGGUAACAACAGAACCAACUCACUGGGUAGAAUACUCAUUGAUUCACACUGCCGACGUUGAACAGAGACCGUGGUGUGACUGGUGGAUGGGUUAUCUCAACUAUCAAAUCGAACAUCAUCUUUUCCCGACGAUGCCUCAAUUUCGUCAUCCACUAAUUAAAGAUCGUGUGAAAGCUCUGGCUGACAAGCAUAACAUUCCAUAUGUGGUUCAUUCUUAUUCGGAAGCCUUGCAGAAAACUUUCAAAAAUCUAUCCGAUGUUGCCAAAGAAUUGAAACAUUUAUAGUUUCGGCAUUGAAUUGUUUAUUGUGCUGAAUUUAAGAAAUUGUAAUUUCAUUAAAUGGAUCGAUGAUUCGUA